Cebus imitator (Panamanian white-faced capuchin) is the source of this 461-nucleotide messenger RNA. RefSeq names its product transport and Golgi organization protein 1 homolog. The record is from RefSeq and is a predicted model, not a curated record. The coding region runs from base 97 to 351 and encodes 84 amino acids. Lineage: Eukaryota; Metazoa; Chordata; Mammalia; Primates; Cebidae. The transcript has 2 exons.
UGCUUCACUGGGUUUUAGUUUUUACUGGUGUUGGUACCUUUGUGUGUCAUACCAGAGUAUUUCAAAACUUCAAUUGCUUCUGCUUUGCAGGAUAAUAUGACUCCAAAAGGACUCCCUCCUUUCCCAGGAGUCCCUCUUAUGAGCACCCCCAUGGGAGGCCCUGUACCACCACCUAUUCGAUAUGGACAACUGCCUCAGUUCUGUGGACCUUUUGGGCCUCGGCCAAUUCCUCCACCCUUUGGCCCUGGUAUGUGUCCACCACUAGGCUUAAGAGAAUUUUCAGCAGGAAAACGGGACCUGCCACUCCACCCUCAGGAAUUUUUACCAGGACAUGCACCAUUUGACCUUUAGGUCCUCUGGGCCCAAGAGAGUACUUUAUUCCUGUUACCCGAUUACCACCCCCAACCCAUGUUCCCCAGGAUUACCCACCACCACCUGCCACAAGAGACUUACUGCCACCA